Entelurus aequoreus (snake pipefish) is the source of this 9088-nucleotide messenger RNA. Its product is annotated as leucine-rich repeat-containing protein 7-like. Gene Ontology annotation, cellular component: adherens junction; postsynaptic density; postsynaptic membrane. The transcript is spliced from 34 exons. NCBI's taxonomy places the organism in Eukaryota, Metazoa, Chordata, Actinopteri, Syngnathiformes, Syngnathidae. The coding region runs from base 744 to 5705 and encodes 1653 amino acids. The record is from RefSeq and is a predicted model, not a curated record. Gene Ontology annotation, molecular function: protein binding. Gene Ontology annotation, biological process: neurotransmitter receptor transport postsynaptic membrane to endosome; neurotransmitter receptor transport, endosome to postsynaptic membrane.
GGGAGAACUCACAAGUACUGCAAUCUUUCACUGUUUGUUUGGCUCUGCACAUGAUCCCAUCACAGCUUUCAGGAUCCAUCUGUGGAUCCGUUUAGACUUGUGACUUCUGGUUUGCCAUCAGCCCACCAAUCAUGACAAGCUAGAGGCGGGGCCCGGUGGUUUCUAAGGUUACGUCGUGUGAUUGACGUUCAGCCUCCUGCAGCGGAGUGCACAGCAGUGGAUCACUGAUGCUCCUGCUUCCCUUCGGAGACUGUGGAGAAAUCCGGAAAUGAGGAGAGCGAGGGAUAGAGGAAGAAGGACAAUGAUUGUCUAAAGUCUUCCAGUGAUUUCCUCUUCUCUUUAUAGGAAGAAAAAAAAAAGAACGCCAGAGCACUGCAAAAAGCUGGUUGAGGAAAAAAAAAGAGAAGAAGAAGAAGGGCAAUUUGUUGGUCAUAUACAGUACAUGACUUCCGCAAGAAGAAUCAGCAAGACUGCAGCCAAUAGAAAACUCAAAAGAACCUGAGCCCUCUUCAGUGAACAGAAACUCAACUCAAUUUAACAUGUUUGCAAGUGCUGGGUACCCAUAAGGCCUUGCAAGUGGCCAGUGAGUGGAGUCAUAAGGAGGGCGCGAUGAAUUUGACCAACCAAAGGCUGUCACCUGGGGAUAUAGACUCCACCCAUCCUUGAUCUCCAGGGUGACAGCAGGACCACAUUCCCAACAAACCAGCAUCUCAUUGGCCAAGGGCACAGUACAGUGUCUGGAAAUGACCACAAAACGAAAGCUGAUUGGUCGGCUGGUGCCAUGUCGUUGUUUCCGCGGGGAGGAGGAAGUGAUCUCGGUGUUGGACUACUCUCACUGCAGUCUGCAGCAAGUCCCCAAGGAAAUAUUCAGCUUUGAGAGAACUCUGGAGGAGCUGUAUCUGGACGCCAACCAGAUUGAAGAACUACCCAAGCAACUAUUCAACUGCCAGGCCUUGAAGAAGCUGAGCAUGCCUGAUAACGAUUUGUCCAACUUGCCAACCACCAUUGCCGGCCUGGUUAACCUCAAAGAGCUUGACAUCAGUAAAAAUGGUAUUCAAGAGUUUCCAGAUAAUAUCAAAUGCUGUAAAGGCCUGUCAGUGGUCGAGGCCAGUGUCAACCCUAUCACCAAGCUCCCAGAUGGUUUUACACAACUCCUGAAUCUGACUCAACUCUUUUUAAACGAUGCCUUCCUGGAGUAUUUGCCCGCAAAUUUUGGCAGACUCUCCAAACUUCGGAUCCUGGAGCUGAGAGAGAACCACCUGAAAACCAUGCCAAAGUCCAUCCAUCGACUGACACAGUUGGAGAGGUUGGAUCUGGGAAGCAAUGAAUUCUCUGAAGUGCCAGAGGUGUUGGAGCAGAUCCACAACCUCAAGGAGCUGUGGAUGGAUAACAACUCUCUACAGUCAAUACCGGGGUCAUUAGGGAAACUUCGCCAGCUGCGCUACUUAGACCUAGCUAAGAAUCGUAUUGAGAAUUUGGACACAGAUGUUUCAGGCUGUGAGGCCUUGGAGGAUCUUUUGCUAUCCUCCAACAUGCUUCAGCACCUCCCUGACUCUAUAGGAAUGUUAAAGAAGCUGACAACACUAAAGGUGGAUGACAACCAGCUGACCUCACUACCAGGCACAAUCGGGAGCGCGAAGCCCAAGCAAGGUCUCAGCUUGCUGGAGGAACUGGACUGUAGCUGUAACGAGCUGGAGUCCCUGCCUCCAACCAUUGGCUACUUGCACAGUCUGAGGACCUUUGCAGCUGAUGAAAACUUUCUGGUAGAACUUCCCCGAGAGAUCGGUAACUGUAAGAAUGUGACGGUGAUGUCGCUGCGCUCCAACAAACUGGAGUUCCUUCCCGAUGAGAUCGGACAGAUGACCAAACUACGGGUCCUAAACCUUAGUGAUAACAGGUUGAAGAAUCUACCGUUCACCUUUACCAAGCUGAAGGACCUGGCAGCUCUUUGGCUUUCUGACAAUCAGUCCAAGGCUCUGAUUCCCCUGCAGACAGAAGCCCACCCUGAAACCAAACAGAAGGUUUUGACCAACUACAUGUUUCCUCAACAACCUCGACAUGAUGAGGAUUAUCAAUCAGACAGCGACAGCUUUAAUCCGACUCUGUGGGAGGAGCAGAGACAACAGAGAAUGACUGUGGCCUUCGACUUUGAGGACAAGAAAGAAGAAGAAGACAACUCCGGGAAGGUCAAGGUGGAGAUAAACCUCAAACGCUACCCAACACCCUAUCCUGAAGAUCUGAAAAACAUGGUCAAGUCAGUGCAAAGUCUUGUGGGUAAAAAUAUCCACACUGGACAUGGGCACCAGCAUCAUCUUAGCACCGGCACUGCCACCUCAGCAGGAACGAACAUGGAACUUACACACCACAGCAAUGAACAAUAUGAACCACCAUGGCCCCUCCCUCCUAAAGAGGUAACAGACAGAGAGAUGCAGGACUUCUCUCAGACUCAGUUGAUGGACCAGGGACUGAUGCAUAACUCUGGCAUUGACAUUCCAAAAAGGAAGGACAAAGAGGACCUGACAGAGAGCUCAGAGGACUCAAUGGGCGGCUCACCCAAUGACAUCCGCAUAUCUGACAUGAGGCCCACCCUGGUAGAGCCACCGAUUUACAAACCAAAGGUGGUGCUGCUUGGCAAGGACAAGAAAGAGUCUACGGAUGAGGAGGUGGAUAAGCUCCACUGUCUGAACCACAGUGGCUCCUCAGCCACCUACUCGGACUACUCUCCCUCGCAAGGCUCCUCUGGCUCCUCCAACCCGCCCGCUAACGCACACUCGCACGCACACUCGCACGCACACUCGCAUGCACACACUCAUGCGCACCAACACAACCCUGCCCUACCAGCGCCCAACAAGGAUCAGGCUCUUCAAACACACUGGACCAAUAGGCUGGCCCAGUCUUUCCCCAAACCUAUUGACUCCAAGCCCUUGCUAUCGCAAAGAGAAACUCCUCCAUCAGGGACACUGCAGCAACGUGGUGACAGACGUCCACUAAGUGAGCCUUUUGAGUGGUCUGAGGCUCCUCACUAUGACAAUACCGGUUUUGAUGCCGAGGAGUCUCCCCUAAACCAUUCAUCCUCUGCUACGAGCCACGGAAACCCACAGCUGGGUUCCAAACCGCGGAGCCAGUCCACGCAUGGCCGCCGUCCUCUACUGAGGCAAGAGCGGAUUGUAGGCGUCCCGCUGGAGCUGGACACACAGACGCUCCCCUUUCACAGUAACCAACGCUCCGCCCAUGACAAUGAUCCCCAAGCCUCUGCACAAGCAUCUCAGAAUCCUUGGCAGAAUUGGACCCGCACCCCAAGCCCAUUGGAGGACAGGACAGCGUUUCCGUCCAAAUUGGACCUGACGCCAACCUCAAGCCCCAACCCAGACCGCAAGGUGGCAGACACAAGGCGGGAGCAAGGGACAGGGCCUCUGCCUGGCAGCUGGUCAUACCACAACAACCAGGGGGAGCAGAACAGAAAGGACCAGCUGACCGUCACCGGCAGCAACAAGGUAACCGUGGUAAUGAGUAAAAGCUCUGACCGACUGUCACCUAUGAUGAAGGAGACGCGAUCCAAGUUUAAGAAAUCCCAGAGCAUCGAUGAGAUCGACAUAGGUUCUUAUAAAGUAUACAGUAUUCCUAUGGACACCUACAGUUCCUCCAUUGAGCAGCAGAGCAGUUUGGACCGACAAGAGCUGCCAGGUUCCAUGGAGCAGACCAACAUGGCUCGGUCCCAGUCUGCACCUAUGCUCGAUGAGGAACUUGCUUUCCAUGCACAUAGCAACCAGAACCAGCAGGGGCAUAACCAGAAACCCGCGGUCCCACACAAGGCCUACCACUUUGACCAAAACUAUAACCCCCAGGUGACAAUGGAUCGCCGGGCCCCUCCCCCUUUCCCCAACACACCAGAUUAUGUUAACCACUCAUCAAAAGCUUUGGAGUAUAUCAAUCAACCUGGAAAGACAUUACCCAAGGAGUUGGUGAGCCCUCGGUACCGCGCUUACCCACCCCUGGAGAUGUUCUCUUUCCCCCAAUCGCCAAUCAAUCAGGAUGGUUCCACCAGCCAGCAGCAGCAGCAGCAGCAGCAGCAGCAGCAGCAGCAGCAGCAGCACCCAAUCCCAUCGCAGCGUUCCAGGCCAGGGUUUUUGAGGAGAGCAGACUCACUGGUUAGCUCAACCGAACUCGCUUUGUUCCGUCGAGUUCACGAAGCCCAGCAAGAGGCUCUGCAGGAAGCUCAGUAUAGACAGCAGGGGGACCCUCCUUUAUAUAGUCGUGCUCUUGCUUACUCCAGCCCUAUGGAUCAUUCUUCCAACAUGGUGGACAGCCAGAGUCAAAUGAUGCACAACAAGAGAAAUGGCCGGUAUGACGACGAUUACACAGACUACCAGGAACAGAAGAAGCCAAUGAUCGGUUACCCGACUAAAAGCUUGACUCAACGUCGCCCCCUGUCAGCAAGAAGUUACAGCACCGAGACCUACGGAGCAUCUCAGGCACGUCCGGUGUCAGCUCGUCCCACUAUGGCCGCCCUGCUGGAGAAGAUGCCUCCCGACUACACUCUGGCAACCUGCCCAGAGAAGCCUUUAGAUGACACCAUCAAAGUAAGACCUGUGGUACCGCAGAAGCCUGAAGACAUCACGUCCAAGAUGCCUGCAGAUUGGAGGCAACAGCUGCUCAGGCACAUAGAGGCCAAGCGCCUGGACAGGAGUGGUGUCCUAAAGCACAAUACUCUCACGCUGGGCAUGCUCUGUCAGGGCGGGGGUCACGGCCAGGGGCGCAGCGGCACUUUGAACUUUAACGUUUACAAUAACACUAAGCAUGAGCCCCCUGCUGGCCGCUGGCUGCCACUACCACCUCCUCCAUCUGCUAUUGCUACCCCCUCUCAGCAAGCUGCCAUGCUGGAUAAUGACCAAGAGGGUGUGUCAGGGAGCAAUCAGUGGGUUCCUUACUCACUUGGCAGGAGGGACGUCCCACCCGACAACCUCAUGAAGAAGGCCAGUCACUCCCACAACCCUUCUCAUCAGUCACACAAUACCAUGAUCGUCACUUCUUCGUCCUCUACCUCGGCCACGACCCCUCAUCGCAUGGUUGGCCAACAGGGUUAUGAUAGCGGGAUGAUGAACAAGGGGAGCCAAUACCAGCCAGGAAUGCCAUUAUCGGUCGUUCCAUCUGGAGGGCAGUAUCAAGGCAACAUGUCUCAAGCCCAUAACACCACUGGUCAGGUCUACCAAAGUACUGGCCUGCCCAUGGCCUUGUCGUCAUCCGGGAACCAACCUCAGUACAACCCACAUAUGUCUCACACGUCCCACCAGCCUCAGCUCCCACACAACAACCCCCAGUACCACAGUAACCAGGGAAAGGUCCACAGCAACCAGGUUGUUGUGACCACUCACACCAACCCACGGCCUCAGAGCGCCCGCUGCCUUCUGCAGACUAAAGGCCAGAAGAGCACCGAUGGUUUCCAGGAACAGGUACAUCAGUCUAAAGCAGCCUCAUCUGCUGCUCUUUUAAAGUUAUGUGUGAGAAUAGAGAAGAACCCCGGUCUUGGUUUUAGUAUCUCUGGUGGCAUCAGCGGCCAAGGGAACCCCUUCAAACCCUCCGACAUGGGUAUCUUUGUUACUAGGGUACAGCAUGACGGGCCCGCCGCAACCGCUCUGAAGCCUGGAGACAAGAUACUGCAGCAUGUGUGUAGCUCCUCCACUUUUCUCUCUUUUCCCCAACAGUGAUGUGUUACUGAGCUAAUGAUGGCAGUGAACCUCCAUCCUUCCACACAAAAAAAGCACUGCAACGUACAUAUCUAUAGAUGCAUGCGCACACACAUGCUGCUGACUGUGCUGCGUGUUUGCCUUGCAGGCUAAUGGACAUAAUUUUUUACACAUGGAGCACAAGACAGCCGUCUCUCUGCUGAAGAGUUUCCAAAGGACGGUGGACUUGGUGGUUCUGAGAGACAGCAGCGCUCCCUAGAAAUACCUUUAUAACAAUAAACAAACAUCACUUCUGUGCUAGUCACCAUCACUCACCACCCCACCUGUUCUCUGCUGGAGGCUGGUGGAACUGAAAAAAAAUGAGCCUCCUUUUUAAAAAAAAAAAAAAAAACUUUUUAGGGGAAUGCAGACUUUUUUGUGUGCCUAUUGCUGGAUCAUAGGCAAAUACUCGUGCCAAAUGUAACAUAGGAAACAUAUCCGUCUACUGGCGAGGGAUCUGAUUAACGGCCUAAAGGACCCCAAAGGACUACAGUAUACAACUUAAGUUACCACAGGGCUGCUCCAGUAUAAUUUUGUGUUUGAGUUGUUAUUUAGACAUCUAAUCUAAAUGUAUGCAGUCUUUUUUGUUUGGUUGGUUUGGUAUCUAGAAAUGGAGUAUGAUGAGCUUUUGUUUUAUGACCUUUUCUUGGUAUUUGUUUGAAUUCCUUUAAACACCUACUUCUAUGUUCUUCAAUGUCUUUUUGCUUAGAGUACCGUAAUCUGAUUUACUCCCCCGGUUUGAUUUCUAUUAUAAUGUUGUUCUGACAUCUGCUUCUAGUGUACAGAAAUGAACAUUUAAAACAAAACAACAAACUUCUGCCUUGUGUACAUACAUUGAGCUGCAGCUUUCCAGAGCUGCCCUAGGGGCCUAAACAAGUUGUGUUCAUAUUGUUUUUGAAACCAUAAAUUCAGUUUUGUCUUGUGAAUACACCCUAAAGACAUUUAUUUUCUUUGGGUUGAAUAAGCGUUUUUAGUUCAAGCCAUCGUCACUACUGUUUACAUUGUGUUCAGCAAACUGCCUGCUUUACAGCUGUGCUACAAAAAGAGCGAAAGCAAUAUUGAUAUUUUGAAGCUGCUGUCUAUUGAGCUUUGCAGUCGAGUCUAACGUGUCCUAUAGUGCCAUCUAAUGAGAAACUCAUGCUCAUGUUUACACGGUCACAUAACAUACUGUAUAUGCAAUGCUGCCCUCCACACAUGUGUAAAGUGAUUUUGGAAUCCUGAUCUUAGACUCUCCCAAACACAUAUGCACUCUGUAAUAUUAUCCAUAAUGUUUGUUUACAGCGUUUGUGUUGUAUUAUAAACACACAGAAUGCAAUCAUUUCACUGUUCAUUUUGGACAGAGAGAGUCAUGGAGUUGGGACACUGCAGAUUUAUGGUGAGGAUGAUGUUCUAUAUUUGGUCCAAAAUGAAGCCUUUCAUCCUCCCAAGUGAUAUUUACACAAGCCCAAAAUACCAGAACUUACAUUUUUGCAGCCCACAUCUGGUCUGGCAGCAGUGCCAGCAAGUGAGUAGCCGGAAAAAAACAAGACUGUUCUGCUUAAAGACCCAGUAUGCAGGAUUUCAAGGGAUUUAUCGGAAUAACCAUAACAAAUUAUUCAGUGUUAUUGUUGUUUUUGUGACCAUUUGGUGAGAAGCUCUUUUUUAAUUAAAUGACGAAAUCCGACACACCAGUUCUUUAAAACAGAUUACAACUAAUUACAUACUGUAAGUGAAUAUUCUCAUUUAUCCAGGUAGUUGUACUCUGAGGGCAUUGAAUGUAUUGCAAUUGGACUGUUCAUCUUUUCUCAGAUGACAUCUUGGCUGAGAGGAUGGUGCAGGAUCCAAGUAUUUAACCUCUAAGGUGGACCCCCCAUAAACAAAACCAUCACCUUAAAAGAGUGAAACCAUUCUUGGUUGGGGACGGGGGAAUACAUACUUGGAUCCUGCACCAUCCCCUCAGACUAGAACUGCCCUAUCCAAUCUUUGAUUAUGAAAUGACAGAGCCUGCUCUAAUGAGAGCUGAAAUGUCUUUUUAAACUAUCUAAACCAGGUGUGUCAAACUCAUUUUAGUUCGGGGGCCACAUGGAGAAAAAUCUACUCCGAAGUGGGCCGGACUGGUAAAAUCACGGCACGAUAACUUAAAAAUAAGACAUUAACAUUCAAACUCAUCCCGCAGGCUGGAUAAAACCUGUGCGGGCCUGAUCCGGCCCUCGGGCCGUACGUUUGACACCCUGAUCUAAACAUUCCAGUUGUGAUUGGUUCAAUGUCCCGAGUGAGUGUUAAAUACACAUUUGAUGGUCAUAUAAAUGCAUCAACUGCAUAGCACACAUUUCAUGCGUGUCAAGACAUUGUUGUCUAUGAAUUGCAUCAAGUCAGGCCCCACACACCCCACCGCAAAAUGUGUCAAUGAUGUUUCACCAAAUUGUACAGUUAAAAUUAAUUGGCUGUGACCACAGCUUCCAACUCAAGCUAAUUUAAAAUCUAAAAAUGUGAAAGGUAUUAUGAUGCGAAGAAAGAAAAGGUUUGAUAAUAUAAUUAUUUUACUACGUUUCAGGUAAUUAUUUCUAAAUAUAUUGCGAUACCUUGCGUUGCUCAAAGGUUAUGAUAUUUUAUAAUGACUCUUAUAAUAUUGUGAUAGAUGAAGGUACGCACAGUAUGACUUGGGAACCUAAACAUGUACCAUCUAAAACUGUACAAAAUGUAUUUCUAUUGUAAUUGUAAUUUGUGUUAUACAAAUAUAUUAUAAAUAUAUAUAUAUAUACAUAUAUAUAUAUGUAUAUGGUUAUAAAGAAAAUCAUUUUUUUAUGUGAUAAGCUACCAUAAGAGCUGAGACAGUUUCACUGUACAAUAGCUGUGAAAGAACUUCGAUUUCAAACGACUCCUACUAAUUGUGAAUGUGCCCAUGCUUUCUGCAGUAUACACUUACUCAACUUGAAUGCUGCUUCUUCUGUUGUGUGACAAAGUACUUUUACCUCCAAUGAGAGACGCGCUGUUCAAGUUGGACAAUUUUCAGUGACAGUUUACAGCACUAUUUUGUUUUGUUUAUUUAUGUAUUUAUUUAUUUGCAAAUGCAAGUUAAAAUCCUUCCAGUUUUAAUUUUGAAUAUUUAUGAAAAGAAAUGUAACUGCCGAAGUAUAUAUAAUAUAUAUCAUGUGUUUAGAAUGCAUUUUGCAGAUGCUGUCUGUACAUACUAUUUAAGAUACAGUUUUUACAAAAAAAAAAUUAAUAUAUGUAUAAAAUUUAAAAAAUGCUGUGCAGCAAUUAUACUGAAGCCAUUUUCGGCUUUGGGACUUACAAUUUUUUCAGUAUAUAAGAAGUGUUUUGAAUAAUGUAUUAAAGUCUCUAUUGUACAAAUAAUAAAAAUGUCACUAUUGGUAAUCAAAGGU